AGUAUUUAAGUGGCACGAAACAUGUUUGCAGACAUACAGUUUCAGUUAACAUCUUGAGCGCUUCGGUUGUGUCAAUCAUACGUCGCGUUGUCCAUUGGAUACUAAAGGAUUACUCACUGACUAACUAACAAAACACUCUCUAACCAAGAUGAUGAUGCUACACCCCACACCCGCUCAGCGCGUAACCAUUCGCGAGGAGCUGCGCGAACCCGAGGAUCCAGCCGACAUUGAGCGUGAUAUCAAGCUGAUUCGCGAGUGGCUGGAGACACAGCCGCAUCUGCCCAAGGACAUGGACGACAUGCGUUUGACCACGUUCCUGCGCGGCUGCAAGUUCAGCCUGGAGAAGGUAAAGAAGAAGCUAGACAUGUACUACACGAUGCGGAAUGCGGUACCGGAGGUCUUCUCGAAUCGGGACAUCAAUCGCGAGGAGCUCAGCCUUGUGCUUGACUAUGUACACUGUCCCACCCUGCCAGGGAUCACUCCCAAUGGACGUCGGAUCACGUUUGUGAGGGGCAUCGACUGCGACUUCCAGCCGCACCACAUCCUGGACGCCAUGAAGGUGGCUCUGAUGAUCGGAGAUGUCCGUCUGGCGGAGGAGACAAUCGGCAUUGCCGGUGACAUCUUCAUUCUGGACGCGGCCCCAGCCAGUGCCGCUCACUUUGCCAAAUUCUCACCCUCGGUGGUGAAGAAGUUUCUGAUUGCCGUCCAGGAGGGCUAUCCAGUGAAGGUGAAGGAGGUCCAUGUGAUCAACAUCUCCCCGCUGGUCGACACCAUCUUCAACUUUGUGAAGCCAUUCGUGAAGGAGAAGAUCCGCAGCCGCAUCACCUUCCACAACGAUAUCGACAGUCUCUACAAGGUGGUGCCCAAAGAUCUCUUGCCCGAUGAGUACGGCGGCAAGGCUGGCAGCGUCGUGGAGCUUAAUAAGUGGUGGAAGCAGAAGCUGGCCGACAACACCAAGUGGUUCCAGGAACAGGAGGAUAAGAAGGCCAAUGAAUCUCUGCGCCCCGGCGCCCCAAAGACCAGCGAUGAUCUGUUCGGCAUGGAAGGUACCUUCCGUCAGCUGAACAUCGAUUGAUCACGCAUCCGCAUACCCACUUCCAUGCCCCCACGCCCCAUGCCUUAUGCCCCAAGCGCAUCUACUUGUGUAUAUUUUAGCCACUCAUUUGUUUAGUCCAAGCUCAUGUGCACUACUAUUGCUUAAACGCUUCAUUCUGUCGCCUGUUCCAUUAUCUAUUUACUACAUAUACUCGUACUCGUAUAUAUCUUCUCAUUCGUACAUCGCAGUAAUUACAUACAAUAAUAAAGAAGCAGCAGCAUAUUAAGGAAUGAAUAAAUAAAAUCCACAUGUCGUUUACACUAUC
Molecule: messenger RNA, 1361 nt
Organism: Drosophila pseudoobscura
Lineage: Eukaryota; Metazoa; Arthropoda; Insecta; Diptera; Drosophilidae
Product: alpha-tocopherol transfer protein-like
Exons: 3
Coding region: 149-1075 (308 amino acids)
Cellular component (GO): membrane
Molecular function (GO): phosphatidylinositol bisphosphate binding
Source: RefSeq, a predicted model, not a curated record